This is a messenger RNA of Verticillium nonalfalfae, 357 nucleotides long. RefSeq lists its product as uncharacterized. Bases 1 to 357 code for a protein of 118 amino acids. Lineage: Eukaryota; Fungi; Ascomycota; Sordariomycetes; Glomerellales; Plectosphaerellaceae. The record is from RefSeq and is a predicted model, not a curated record. The transcript is spliced from 3 exons.
AUGGGCGUCCACAACAUCAACUCCAAGGCGGACUUCUACAAGGCCAUUAACGGCGAGGAGGUCACCCUCGCUGCCGACAACGUCCUGCCCAGCAAGAACGUCGCCAUCCUCGACUGCUUCGCUACGUGGUGCGGUCCCUGCAAGACUAUUGCCCCCAUAUACGCGCAGCUCUCCGAGAAGUACACCAGCGUCAACUUCCUUAAGAUCGAUGUCGACGAGGUCCCCGACCUGAGCCAGGAGCUCGGCAUCCGCGCCAUGCCCACCUUCAUGGUCUUCAAGGACGGCCAGAAGGUUGAGGAGAUUGUCGGUGCCAACCCCCCCGCCCUCGAGAAGGCGCUCCUGAAGUACUCCGCCUAA